This is a messenger RNA of Porites lobata, 16104 nucleotides long. The record is from the annotation of a GenBank genome assembly. NCBI's taxonomy places the organism in Eukaryota, Metazoa, Cnidaria, Anthozoa, Scleractinia, Poritidae.
AAGACGUCAAGAAAACGGAAGAGGGCGAAAGAAGAAACUUGCGAUGUGCAUAUUCCUGGUAUGUUGAGAUAAAACAAAUAUAACUUAAAUGUCAUGCUACUUUUUCAGUUACUAGUGGGUGAAGUUUGGUUAAAAAUAAGCUUGUGGUCUUUGGAACUAGAUUCUUUUUUUUUGUUGUUGUUGUUUUUAUCUUUGGUAAAACGUCUGUAAAACUCCAUACAUUUAUUAUGCAUGAAUCAAUAGUUCAUGCUGUUUCUCGCAAUGAGUUAAUAUGAAGAGAGUCAAAAUGAGUAUGCAUAAUAAAUGUAUGGGGCUGUGGGGAAAUCUUAAGUUUUCUUUUUUUUGUUGCAUGUGCAUGAUUUGUAAUGCAAAGAGUGGAAAAAAGAAUUUUAGAAUAGCUUCGCUCAAACACCGAUACUUUUUAUAUCGCUACAGUAGUAUGCUCGUUCUGAUUGGCUGCUAAUUGGGCAAGUUUUUUUUAGUAGCCAGGUGUCCAAGGCAUACAUAAUUUGUGUUUAACUUGAUAGUGGACAUCAAUUUCAUGGUCAGUUGAGAGCUGUUAUACUAGAGGUAAUCAAGGAUGAUGGAUCCAUGUUCAUCACUACCUUAUGGAAACGAAAAUGAGACAAAAGAAGUCCAGUUUCCCAGCCAAGUUGCCCCUGAUAAAAUUAAUAGGUGCAGUUAAUUUGCAGUCGCCCAUGAUAGCUCGAAAAUUUCUGCCUUAGUGCCACAGGAACACCAGAUUAGGAUGCGUUCUGAUGAACGCGAAAAGGGUAUCCACCGACCAGUGUCACAUGACCAUAUCACAGGUUCUAGUGUACAACUCAUUAAGGUGAUGUGUUUUUUUUCCCAACCCCUCCCCAUCCCACAAACAACUUUAGACUCAUUUAUCCAGAAUUAUUCCCUAGUUUCAACUUUGUAUAGGGUGGGGGAGGGAGAACUGCAAGAUAUUUUCAAAAAGGUUGCACUGUUUUGUGAGGGCAACCAGGAGGUACAGAAACUUUAUGACUGCUGCAUCACUGUCCCAAGGACUUUUGUCUAGGAUUGUAGCUGCAUUUGACGAACAUCCUGCUUACUGCUAGGACUCAAUGUCAACAUAUGUGCUCAUGAACAAUGGUGGAAAUGUGAUAGUGAAUCUUAAGCCUGGUGAUUAAAAUAAUGAGAAACAUGUAUUUUUUAGUCAGCAACACAAGCAGCCCAAAAGAACAAAAUCCGAGUCUGACUCCCUACAGGAGUUGAACCUAUGACUUUCUGGUGAGACAAGUCCCAACUAGGGAACUCCCAACCAAGUUCCCUGAUUGGGACUUGUCUCCCUCUUCCAAAUUUGGGAUUUUUGUGGGUAUUCUUUAAAUACCCUAAAAUAUCCAAAAAUGAGAAUCUGUUAUUUUUUCCUGUGAUAUUAACAUAGGAAAGAAAAGAAAGAAGAAAGGGAAGAGUGCAAAGAGAAAAGAAAAAAGAAGGAGGUUAGCAGAGGCAAGAAAGGUUUGCAAACAGUUAUUGGUAUUUUAUAUAAUCAUACAUCUGUUAUUUUUACAAGAUUUACUGAAGAAAAUCACAGACGUAACUAAGGGUAAUAUUAAAUUAUUGUUGUAGGUAAAGUCUGUUCUCAUGUUUAACCAGUGUAAUAUUCAACCUACAAUCGGCGACAAAAUAUUAUUGUUGAGACAUCAAUGUACUCAAAUUGGGUAUAAUUUAAACUUUAGAGAACAACAAAAUCCACACCCCGCCGCUGCCCCUCCAUUCAAAGUUGGGGUGUUUGUUGUUUUCUGUAGGUAGCUCAAACAUCAGCACAACAUUGCAUGGAGGGGAUGGGGGAGGAAAAGCUGUAUUUCCUCCUUUUGAAGUCAGUAUAACAUACAAAAAGCCCAGUUUAGGGCGAAGUGUCUCAACUCAUUUUGUCGCCGAUUGUAGGUUUUAAGGUUUGUAGUCUGUGAAUACAGUGGUCUCUCCUGGCUCCUUGCCACUAGAACAUCUUGCAAGGAAAAAAAUCUUCACCUCAACAAGAGAAAUUCCAUACUGAUGAUGUUAAUCAAUGUUUUUUUUCAUUGUUUUCCAGUUAUUUUAAAUUUGUUCCAAUUUAAUUUCUUCUGGUCCAUUGAUGCUAAAUGGGAGCGCAAGAAAAUAAAUUUCAAAUUUCACAGGAAUUGAGAAAACACACUCAGGUAAAAUCGUCAUGCGUAAGAUUUGAUUUUGAGAAAUUUGAAGCAUUUGAAGUUUGUUUUCUUGGCCUCCCAUAAGAACCUUUUCUUUGGAGUUAUUUCAUAAAACUUAUUACAUUUAUAGCCCUCGAAAAGAGUAAAAAAGAGUGCAAUCUGCUUGGUUUUAGUCCACUGAAAGUUGAAAUUACUCAAAGAGUAAUGGAUUUUGUCUUAAACUUUCUUUCAGCAAAAGGUCAAUCAUGGGCAAGAGGAUCUUUUCACAGCUGAAAAUAGCCAGCUCCAGCCAACAGUCAACCCUUAUACAGAACAUCUUUUCCAAGCAGGAAAUGUCCAUCAUGCCCUCUCACCAGUAAAGAUCUCAAGCAUACCAGAGCUUAUUUUAUUUGCAUUAACACCCGAUGAUGCAGUUGUCCCUGAUUGGUGUGAUAUCAUGAAUGUUAGAAGCAUACAGAAAGUUGUUAUUGUCCUUGUUAGUGGCAUUGGAGCUGUAGAAUUUAAUAAACACCAAGAGCACUUUUCCCAGUGUAACACACUCUUCGAAAAGGUAAUCUCUUGCUGACUCUCCUUUAUAUGACAUAGUUUCUUCAAAUCUGAUCUAUACCAUAAAUGACCUAUAAAUACCCAGGGCUUCUACAAUAAUUUAAUUUUAGGGGUCCAAGCAGGGUGUUUGAUAGAUAUGAGGCAUUACAAAAAAAGAGAGAGGCAUUUAUUCCUAUAACAGUACUGUAACAGCUCAACAAAACUAAUAUGCUUUCAGCAAAAAAAUUGAGAGAGUUUAGAAAUAGCAGAAUAUCCACUCCUUUAAUUGAUACGUCUAGGCCAUCUAGAGAUCCAUAUUGCUCUUUCAAAUCCCAACCUCGAGGUCAGAAUUCUCACCCUAGGUUAUUGUACUGCCGUCAUUAGUCUAUCCUUACUUUGAACUUAACAUUCAUGGACAAGAUGAAAUACACAAACCCUCAGGAUAAUCAAGCAAGAAACUGAAUGAAUUGAAUGAUUUUGCUUCUUUUUGCUAUUAAAUGUGUAGUAUUUUGAAGCAGUUCUUAUAGGGGGCGUGUAUUAGAAGGGGUGAUUAUUAGAAUGGGGUGUCUAAUACAUUUUAACAGUGCACGGAGGAGGCGUUUUUUGCCAGCGGGUGUUUAUUACAUCAUUUACAGUAGAUAUACACUUCUUAAUAGUUAAAACUACUAUACUAGUGAUUUAUAAUAGGCUGAUCAGUAGGGAAAAGGAUGUAUUAUUUAAAUUGAUGAUUUUGCCCUUUAACUAAUUUCCAAUUAUUUUUUCAUAUGUAAGUUUAGUUCUAUAAAUUCUUAUCAGUAAGGACUGCAAGAGAAAUAUGUUUCACUUAAUUUAGUGGAGAUUUAAGCAAAACAAAUAUGCUAAUAAUUCUUCCAUUGGCUCUUUCUUCCAACAAUGUUUUACAUAGCUAACUUUGUUCUUGGGACAAAGGGUGGCAUAAUGGUGAGAGGACUUGACUCCCACCAAUGUACCUUGGUCAGAAUCCCAGAAGCAACACCACACACUGUAUGUGGGCUGAGUUUUCUGCUGGUUCAGUCUAGCCCACACUUGAAGAGAUUUUUCUCUGGGUACUCCAGUUUUUCCCUGUAGUGUUAAAGCUGAUAAUAUACAACUACAAGUAUAUUGAACGGCUUCAAAAACUAUGAUAUAGAUGAACUCAUUCUUGCAAUUACUGUAUAAUUAUUUAGAUUUGGGUUAUUUUGGUCUAAAAAAUUGGACGCUUUAUCAGAUAUAAAGACACUCAUUAAACAUUGAUUUUUUUUGUUUUUUUCUUUAUGAAUGUUAAUAAGAUGUGAUAUAUUUUUUAUUUAUUAUAUAAAACUGUGAUAAUGAAGCCAUGCCGGGUAUGGAUUUUGUGUCUCUUCAGUGGACUCCUUUUUUAAAGGGGCUUCCUUGUAAGGAAAGUUUGAUAAUGCAUUUACAUUGUUAAACUAUCGUUUUCAUUCUUUAAGUUCUUUUUUUUUCAGUGUGUGGCAACUUUCGCCUCAGGUCCAGAUAUUUCCGUACGGCUACCUCCGGAAAGUUUAUUAUCCGUAGACAUUUCAAAACAAGAGAAAAAGAGGAGGAAACAAGCUAAACAGAAUGGUAAGAAUAUUCAUAUCCAGUGUGAGCAAAUAUUGCCGCCGACACAUUAAUUGUGGACAGUGCCUCUUUCAGCCCAAAAUAUUCUGUAUUGACAGCAUAAAUUUGUCCAGAAUCUGGUCAAGAGCUCUUAUUGGUUGAUUUAGUAACAUUUCACUCUGACGGCAGUUGUUUAUGAUUAACAGACAAAAGACUUAAGGUCACAAAAAUCAAUUCUACAAAGUGAUGAAUCUACUAAGAAACACUCCAAAUAUACUGAAAGCAAAUUUUGCUUUUCAAGAACUUUUUCACUUUUGGUGGUGUCAAAUUUGCGGCAUUAUCAUAUGAGCCAUACGGCCCCACGCGUAAUUUCCUUGGAAAACCAUAUGACAAAAAAAAGUCCCGUAUGAGGUGCUUACGCGUCAAGUGAUAGAGGCAGAAAAACGCGUACGGCCCUGCUAGAAAAGGGCGUACGAAACGAGGCAAAUGCUGCCAUGAACGCGUUUUCGCUCCGCCAGAAAAAUUCAAAAACACAACGGUCAUAUGAUAAAAUGCUUAUUGACCGAGUUAGGUCGGGUCGGACGUGAAGAUAUUUGAUUCUCAGUCUGGACGCACGGACCUCGUUGCGCUACUGUAGGUCCGUACGUCCAGACCUCGAGCCAAAUAUUUUCCCGUCUGGCCCUCCCACUCAGUCAAUAAGUACAUAUAACUCAAGGAGAAAAACAAACUUGAAAAAUUUUACAUUUAGAAUCUCAUGACUACCAGAUAUUUAUGAAAGUAUUGAUUUAUGUUAGCAGUUAGGAAUUUUUGAGCCAAAAUGUAGACGUGUAUUCACAAAGUAUUGCUUUUUUUUUCUGGCAUUGCAUUAAAUUACUAUCUUUAUUAAACGCAGCUGAUACUCCAAAAGGAAGAGAGGAUUAUAUUCUGACAACUGAGGAGAUGCAGAUGAAUGAUUACCCUCUCCCUGAAGAUGAUGAUAAUCAUGCUGAUUAUAAAUCGACACAUAAUCAUGGUAUGUAAUAAACAUUAUUAUUCUUUUAAAAUAUUUGUACGUUUCUGUUUGGCUAAAAUCGCACGCAUAUUUAAUCAUAACCAGCUACCGUCGACCAAAUUGGGAAAAAUUUAGCCAUACGUGAAAAAAAAAAAAAAAAAAUUGCCAUAUUGAACAGUUAACCGAGAAGACCUCUGGACGAGUUUGAGUUGUUUUGGUGAGUGAGUACAAAAUGGUGGAACACUUCAAAAUGACCUCAUCGAAUCACAACAACAUAUUUUAUCCAAAAAAACUGUUCUUUUAGGAACCACCAAAUAGAGGAAAAGUCAAUGACCAAGUUGUAAGCAGCUUUUAUUGUCUCUGAUAAGUGAAUAAGUAAUCAAAAAUAAACAAACUGAAAAUAAUUAUCGUAUAUUAUUCAUUCGAAAUAUUUCCCCAAUUCUGAUUGGCCAAAAGCACACGCAUAAUUCACCAUAACCAGUUACUGAUGACCAAAUUUGGAAGAAUUUUGUGUUUAACGAGGAAAUGACGUCAAAAAUGCAGACUUCUACAGGUUAAUGCACCGGUAACCGAGAAGACCUGGGGACGAGGUUGAGUUGUUUUGGUUGUGAACUUGAAAAAUGGCGGACAUUUCACUCGUUUCAAGAGUAAGAACUAGGCGAAAAAACAGCUAAAAACAUGGCAAGAACAGUAAGAAGACAACUCGAAGGGCGACAUCUGCUAUUUGGAGAAUAUUUGCGGAGCUGAACAACCUUAAACGUGCACUAUCGAAGAUGAACUUAACAUCGAUGGAGGUAAGCAUGUUUAGCCAUGUUCUUAAACUAAGAAUUAUUUUAAAUGAAUAAUAAAACAAUUAUUGAACUCGGCUUUCGUAUCAUAUGAAGAAUUAUGGAGAUCUCGGACAGUGUUAUCCGCCUCGGCAUACAGCCUCGAUGGAUAACAUCCUCCUCGAUCUCCAUAAUUCUUCGUAAGAUGCUCAGCCUCAUUCAUUAAUUGUAUAAUUAAUUGAUCAGCCCCUGCAAUCAAUUCAAACAGACAGAGAUAAUUGAGAGUGCAAUGGUAAUUAACAUGCUCUUUUUUCAGUGUCGGUUUACUGUCGGUGAGCUGUUGGUAUACUGUCGGCCAACUGUCGGCAAAGAGAAAACCAACAGCCGGCCGACAGACUUUUAGGGGAGCUCUUCUUCACUUUUACCCAACAAUCUUUCUUGACAGAGACGGUCAUUUGCAUUGUCAAACAAUAAAAGAAAAGCAUGGGCUACCAUUUUGUUCCUGAGUGCAAUCAUGCACAGGAAAGCCAUACAUGUCAAUGUUUUCGUUUUUUUCUGCCAUAUUUGCAGGACCACGAUUUGUUGAGAACCAAAAACCAUGGAAACGUGACGUGACGGCUUCUCUUCUCUAUUAAGAAAAUCUCGUAGUCGUAGUCUUCCUCGUUUUAGAAUCGAAAGGUCUCUUUCACUGCUCCACCCUACAUUAGUCUAAUGCAAGGUUACACGCAAUGUUUGACGGUAUUACCCAUUCUUUACACUGAUGAAGAGAAGCAAAGUCUCUCUUCUGUAAAGGAAAGAACGCCAUCGCGUCGCUAAAACUGUGCAAACGGUUACUAAAAAUUAUUUGUUUCUAGGUUUCAUUUCAACCAAAGCGUACCAGAAAUCUACCAGCACUUCAAACGAGUCCUCUUCACACGAGUCGCCAAUGUAUGCUGUUGACUGUGAGAUGGUAGGUAGGCUUCUAAAACACUGCAAUAUUUACCAUUUUUGUAAGGUAACAUGUCAAGACACUCGAAGGUCAUCUCACCCGAAGUCAUGUUGCCCGAACCGCAGAGUUAAAUUAAGUUGGAUUUGCACUUUCCCGUAAUUUUUACGCGCGUAGCCACGUAAAUUGUACCCGCGUAUAUAAAAUAGAGCUAAUAGAGUGAGUGAUUUAGAGUCGCGUUCAAGGCAAACGGCAAAAGUGAAUAUGUACCACGUGACCAAGUGUUCCCUCAGCUUGUGCUUUACUGUUCAUUACUUCUACCCCAAAAUUAGUAGCUUCCGGUUAGCUUGGUCUAUAACAAUUGUUUUGGACUGUCUUAGCUGCACUUAUUCUAUUUUACGAAAUUCUCAACUUGCAUCUGAUGUCUCUAAAUCUCUCUAAUGUAUGAAGUGCCGCGCGCAAACGUAGAAGUUGAGCGAGGUUCAACUUUACGUUUACGCGCGACCUCUCAUACACUAUUCUAUUUACGCACGUAAAAAUAACGCCACGGUGGAAAUCCACCUUUAAACGUAGACACGUAGCCUACGUCACGGUGGCGGCGCUUAAAGGAGGAAGAAAAAGCGGGGGUAAAAGCGCGCGAGUGAAAAAAGAAGAGAACUGAUUCCUUCCAUCCUCCCUUCCAUGUCUCCCUCUAACAGUUUUUGUUUGUUUGCUUUUUUUUAUAGUGUGAAACAGCAGAGGGAUUGGAGCUAACAAGAAUCUCAGUCGUCGAUGAAUCGUUCAAUGUAAUUUACGACACACUUGUUAAACCUGCCAGGCCAAUAAUAGACUACAAAACGAAGUAAGUUAUCUCAAGCUCCUCGCGAUUAAUCCAACUCGCUCAAAUUAUAGUUGACCAGUAGCUGAAAAUUAAAGGGGCAACUUUUGAAGCCGUAGUGGCUCGGCAAUGGAUAUGAAGAGCAAUGCAAGCCAAGACUUAGGUUUAGAUAUUUAGGGUUCAGCCUUGAAAACAUAUGUGUCUGUAUAUUUAGUGGCUUGUGGAGUGGUUGCCAACCAGGACCCGUUUUGUUGUUUGUUCCAAAGUGGGGCUGUAUUCAGUAGUUUAGUCGAAUACCAAGAGAAAAAAGCUUUAUCCUCUCUUGCGAAUACUUAUUUAUUCAGAAAUACUUCACUCCUUUUCACCAGAUUUAAGUUAUGGGUCCGCAGAGAACGGGUGCCGAGGAAAUAAGGCAGCGACUGCAACACAAAGCCAGACAGUUUUUUUUUUCUUAAUCGUACUAGUGUUUUUGUGACCUUGCCAGUAUGGGUGCACCUGCUAACAUGUGACAAGUGAUCUGCAGUAAAAGUACAAGUAAACUAAAAUGGAAACAUUUCCGUAAUGUCCUGCGCCCAAAAAAAUCUUCUAUAAUACAUUUCGGCAAACGACAAACUCAGGUUGAGAAUUUCUCAAAAUAAAACAUGAAAAGAUAAAAACAGUGUAAGACAAUUCUUAUGGAUGGAAAAAACGUGAAACUACUUAAUUUUUUGUAGAAGUAAAGAAAAGUUCAAGAAACAGUCACGUGGUACAAAUUCACGUUUGCCGUAUACGCGACACUAAAUCCCUUUAUUAUCUAUAGAAAAUUACGCAAGAAUAGCAACAACACAAAAUCCAUCAGUCUUACGGGAAAUCCUCUAAGAUCUUCAAGUUAAGGGUAUAGAUACUUGCGUCUCCCCCUUUUUUUGUGAAGGUUUAGUGGCAUUACAAAGAAGACACUUGAAAAUGUUACUACAACAUUAGAUGAUGUCCAAAAAUGUUUAAUCGAUCUUCUGCCGCAUGAUGCAAUUUUGAUCGGACAUUCCUUGGAAAAUGAUCUGCGAGCCUUGAAGGUGAGUUCGUUUCACAGUUUAGUGUCAACUGUUGUCCGGCGUUUUGAAAGAAAAUAAAAAACGUGACCAUUAUUCCACCAAGAAAGGUUUCUCACUUUAUACAUUCGUUUUGGAUUCCUGAAACGCAACUUAUGUAAGAUGUGUCUAAUUUCCCUAGUAACAAAAUACCCUUGAAACCUUCAAUCUUUAAGGAAUUCUUAUUUCAUCUGUCAAGAUAUUCUUUGAUUGUAUACAAAUCAUUGUAUUUCUCUAAUAUUUACCUUAUAUUUAUUUCUUUCUAGCUGCAUCACAGACGUGUGAUUGACACCUCAGUCUUAUAUGACAGUAGUAGUGGUCCUUUAUUUAAAUCUUCACUCAAAUGUCUCACUAAACAGUUUUUGAAGUAAGUGUUCAAUCGCGUGCGUACUUUCCACAUUUUCCCAAAGGCAUCUUAGUAAUUUCCAGUUUGUUUAGUGGCAAUAUUCAUUUGUAAUCUUUGGCCUGCACUUCUGUGUUUCUUGCGAUGUAAUUGAAACUUUUUCUAUGUAGUAAAAAGAUUCAAAAUGGAUCAGAUGGCCAUUGUUCAAUCGAAGAUGCUAAAGCGUGCAUGGAGUUGGUUCAACUGAAAAUUAAAAAUGGUAAAUUUGUUUACUUUAUCAGAUAUCUGACUCCGUGCUGUGUGUUACAAGACUCGAAAAUCCAUCUUUUAGAGCUGGUGUAGUAUUAUACUACGCUAAUUCCCAAAACUAUCAGCAAGAACACGCGUAACAUUUCCUCACAGCAAUGCAUACUCAUUACCUCACCGCAUACUAGUAAGUAAUAGGAAUGCAACGAGGAGAAACGUUGAAGUUCUCAACGGCCACCAGGAAGUGGGUGAGUUUAGAUCGCGAAAAUUGACCGUGGUCCCGGAGCACCAUCAUUAAAAAUGACCAUUUUUCAGACGGAGUGGCGAAUCUUAUAGUCAAGGGGCGCAAAGCAUUACAACCGCUGCGAGCAUGCGCGAUCCCGCGAGGAAAUACGCAACAUUAUAAAGAAUUCUUGUGACGAGCUAAUUAAUUAUGCAGUGAGAAUAGUGGCUCGAAUGUGAGUAGUAGAAAUGUAGAAGACUAAUGCUUGGGUUACAUCUCGCCUGAUUUGUAGACCUCUGCAUUUCUCCAAGUUUAGUUUUUUCAUCAGUUGUCGAGUGGACAUACCAAGUUUGCUUGAGAGGCCCCGAGGGAAGUUACACCUGGCAAAGCGUUUCAUGUUUUGUUAAUUCUACUAUUUUUUCCUUGCCUUGUUAACGUUAUUCCUUGUUUGUUUGUUUUUUAGGUCCAAACUUUGGAAAACCGUCAAUGAAUAAAGAAGGGUAUGCAAACUUAGUUCAAAAUAUUCACGUACAGAUAAUUCCAUCAGUUAUUUGUCAGAAAAAGGAGGCCUGGCCCGUAAACACUUGCUUAUCAUGAGACAAAGUUCUCUCUGCUUUUUUUUAUUCCUUUACGUUUAUUUUUAUCCCUUGCCAAGCCCUUCUUUGGAGUAAAACCAUUUUGGAGUUUUUACAAAUAAUAAAUGUAUAAAGAAGGAUCUGUUGCCAGUCACAGCAGGGGAUGAAGAAUACUGUCUCUCUCGUCUCUGGCGCCGCUACAGCGCAGAAAAAAAUCGCAAGUGUAAAGGUUGCUUCAAGGGACUAGUAAUUGGUGCAUUGGCAUUUCUUUCGUUUUCUUUAGACAGAUGGUGAGAGUAAAUACAGGAAAUGAUGAAUACAUAACUUAAGUCAUUGUUUCUCUUUUUACGUGAUAUUUAUCAACAGGUUAUUUGAGAGGAUCGCUCGAAAAGGAAGGAUAGGUAUAUUAGACAUUUUUCCUAUAAUUUAUAUAUAUAUAUAUAUAUAUAUAUAUAUAUUAUUAUUAUUAUUAUUAUUAUUAUUAUUAUUAUUAUUAUUAUUAUUAUUAUUAUUAUUAUUAUACAUUGUACUCACUAAACUGUCUUAUUGGCUAAGAUCCUACCGUUAAUUUUGGUAAUAAGCACAAAGUACAGAUUAGUUUCGUGCACGCGCAAUGCACGAUUUCCACGUGCAAUUUCAAACUAUGUUCCUUGGUGCGCUGUGUUUGUCGUUAUUUUCUUCAGAACAAUUUUGAUUAGAUUCGGCUUCUGUGAAAUCCGGUAUAAUCAAGGACUCGGUAAGUGUUGUAAGUCUUUGACCUCGGUUGACAAAACUUACCUCGAUUUUGAUUAUUCUGAAAGAAAAAGCGCAUUCAGUAAUUGUUAACUAUGCUCAACUGAAAUGGAAGUUUUGAUCAUCAUCGUUCACGAUGGACCAAACAUCUUCAUGCGCAUCUAAACCUGAAACUGAAAAUACGUGAACUUUUUCAUUAGAUAUGAUUAUCCCUGGAUUCUCUCUGGCGAAGGUGUAACGCUGGAUACUUCAAGUUUAAAAUCACUCUGACGGUGAUCCGUUCACCUUACAGUUGACCUGCGUGGCAGCCGUUUCCGCGCGAGUUCGUCGAGUUGGAAAAAGAGCUGAAUAGAAUCCACCUUUUUAGCUCUCGGCUCUCACAGUUUUCUUGGUUUGACUGUAACUCAGUUGGUAUACAGCAAAUUACUCCUUCACCGAAGGCCGCACUCUUUAUUUAUUGCUUUUUGGUUGGUUGUUUCUUUGUUGUUUGGCGUUUGUAAUGAAAAAACUAUACAAGCAGAAACUCGCUGGCAGGAAUCUCCCACCCACGGAGCUUAUUUAGUUGUUUUUAGCAAGUGUUUAAGUGUUUUUGGAUAAGCUUGUUGCACCAAACAAAGCGUUUACGUGGUAGAAGAAUUAAGACUGAUUACUCUCCCAAGAGAAGAUCCCGAGAUCUAAUUUUUCAAUCUAUGCCCAGUGAUUUGAGGCAAACCAACUCAACCGACGUCUCAUAGCGACUGGAGACUGUCGUUGUGAGUCUUCGUGACCCACGAUGACUCAAGAUGAUUGGAGACUAAUCCUAUUAUCAUGAUCUUGUACUAUUCGUAGGAGCCAUGCUUGACUCCCCAGGAGUGUUAAGAAAAUUUUGUAGUGGUGCAAGACACGCCGUUUCAUGUACUUCAGAUCACGAGGUAACGUCGCUGCUUAAAAACUAAAUUCCUUUGGGUUAAUCAUUGUAUUUCAAAAGCACCAAAAAUAUUUGUCCUGGCAUGCCACCUUUCAUUGGCGGGGAUGAUGUCACUGAAAACAUGCAUGUUGACUCCAGACGUUUCUAGUGUAAUUGGGUCAAAUUAAAAACAUAUUUCCUUGUUUUACCACGUGAACACGUUUAAGGCAUUCAGUCGACCACCCCUAUAAGACAGACACCUUUGUAAAACGGACACUCCUAUAAGACAGACACCUUUGUAAAACGGACACCUAUAAAGUUGGUCCCUGCCUUUCUUGAAUCCUUUUAUUUGACUCUCUAUAAGACGGACACUUAGAGCUGGCCCCAAAAAUGUCCGUCUUAAGAGAGAGUUGACUAUAUAUAUUUUUACAGUCAGUUUGUAAUUAAAAAUUGUUUCUCUACUUUUUUGGGGAUCAGUCAUAAACCCAGUCGGCUCUUUUAACUCGCCUUUUUCAGGAAAAGGAAGACUUCUGUAAAGCGGUUUCACCUGAAGUCACGUCAGCAAUAUUGCUGUACCAAAACUUUAAAACAGCUGCCAUGUUGGGGUCUCAAACCAGUCCUCCUGUGGGAGUUGAACCUUUGUCUUAUGUAAAAACCGUCUUUAAUUUGUUCUGAUAAAUUUGCAAAGCUGCUGACCACGUGAAUGAAAAUGCUCUACAGUCAACUCCCGGUUACUCGAGCCUUAAAGAGAAAUCGAAUAAAGUUCCAGUUAUCGAGGGUUCGAGUCAUCGACAGGUUGGAAACCAAAAAAGGAGAAUAAGCAAAUGGGAUGAAGAAGGCCAGUGUAACCAGCUGAAAUGUCGAUUUAGAUUCAUUUUAUCUACUUUGUUUUGUUUUGUUUCAGUUUUAUUAGAAGAAAAUUGACCUUACCUGGGGAGUUUUUGAAACUUUUUCGUUUGGUGAAAAAUAAAAUUGGGUCUGAGCUUUAGCCACAGAAGGCUCUCACAUCCAAUAAGGUUAUAAUACCGUAUUUCCUUUAAUAAGCGCUCUCCCCCUAGGCCGAAAUAUCAAAUAAGCUCCCCCUCGCCCCCUUUGUGUAAUGGGCGUCAGUACGCUUGAUAACCAAUGCCCUCCUCGAUUAAACGCACUCCUUUUUAAAAACUCCCAUCCUUUGCUCCGAAAUUUUCAAUGUGCGCCCGAGCGCUUAUUCGAAGAAAAACGUUGUUAGAAUAAUGAUCAUUUACUUUAAUAUCGAUAGUAGAAAUUUGCUUUCUUUUACGGCCAUUUUGAACUUUGCGGUCUGCUGGUGCGAGAUCUGCAACCAAGAAAUCUUCGGAGCCGCUCGUAUCUCUUAUAAUAUGUCGCUUCACACUCGGCAAGCGAUUGGAUGUUCCGAGAGCUUUCCGACUGUCCCAGACCCCCAAUAUUUCUUGGCUCCAGAUCUCGCACCAUCUGACCGAAAAAUUCGAAAUGGUCGCCAAAGAAAACAAAAUCCACUCAUCGAUGAAGUAAGUAAUCUUUAUCUAAUUGUUUUAACUUGAUCGGAGGUAAAAGCCCCUAUGUGUUAGCACCUGUAGACGCUUAUUAGGCCACCAAUGACCAUUGUUCUUAUUUCUAGGUGGUGUCCCAGGCGGUGGAGCUAGUCAAAACCGCAGAUCUACUGUGGGCUCAUUUACAUCAACCUGAAAUGUUCCUCAAAGGUCAGCGGCAUUAUAAUUGCAGACGGAACCUUUAUUACGUUCUUUAAAACGUAUCAGACUGAUUCGUGGCUUUAAGAACGAGUUAUGCCAUUCGCGUAGCGUGCUCGUUUCGGCUCAUUGCUUUAAGAACGAGUUAUAUUUUUUGUGUAGCGUGCUUGUUUUGACUCAUCGCUUUUAAUAAGAACGACUUAUGUGUACCGACGUCCGUGCUUGUUUCGACUCAUGGCUUUAAGAACGAGUUCUGUUGCCUGUUAGGCUUGCCAUUUUCGACUUAGGGCUUAAAGAACGAGUUAUGUUACACGUGCAGUGUGCUUGUUUUGACUCAUGGCACGACUAGACUUCCUGAGAUUCCAUCGGAAUCGAUGUGUUUCCAAUGGAUCCGAUGGACUCCGUCGGACGACUUUCCAAACCUCCUCUAAGUAUUGUUUACACUUCCGGUUUCAUCUCAUGACUAAACUUCCGGUAACUCUUAGCCUGAGUAUCAGGCGUUUCUGGGGAAAAGGGGAAAAAUGGAAGCGAAAAAGGAAGAGAGGUGAAGGAAAGAAACGCCUGACACAGAUGCUUUUACUGGAGCCUUCCACCCUCACACAGCAUGAUUCGAUACCAUCCAAUCAAAAUCACUUCCGGUCAUUGGGUUGUCAGCUUCACGUGUCAAAAAGCUCGCCUAAAAUAAAUCUCACUUAACGGUCGGGCCGAGCUCCGGUGGUUGUGUUGCUACGAUUUCGCUUUUUUCUGAAACCUCCAAUGAGGAGUUUUCGAAUACUUGUAAUGUAAAACCUGCCGUUUAUGAGGAGUUAUAACAGGGUUUAGGAAUUGUGCUAGUGUAAGAUCGCCAACGCUCUGUUUGUAAACAAACGUGUGCCCGGAAAAUUGUAAAUUGCUUUUGUUUACAGGGUUAAAUCAGGCGCUUGUCUGGCAGCUAAAAAGCUGGUGUUAUCCCUCGUAUUCUCGGGUGGUUGAAAGGAGCUGUUAGAAUAUAUAGGAAGGUGCGAUAGUGACACAGCUAUGCCUAGAAAUUAUCAAGCGGCAGCAGAUUCCACCACUUCACAGAGAGCUCGUGAAAGCUGUUACAAGUUCAAAACAAGUGAGAGCCUAUAGCAAAGGUCAAUCCCGUUGGCGAAAUAUGAUGGCGCCCGCUUGAGCUUAAGACAUUUCAAAAGUGAGAAGAUUUUGGAAGAGGAAGCGAACGAAUUCCAAUCGCGUACGUUAUCGUAACCGCAACAAGCAAAGUCAAGCUUUUUAAAAGCAUUGGUGCUGUGGUGCUGUCGACUAUAUCCCCGCGGCUACAUGGCUACCUCGCUCUAUUUUCAUUUACAGUAACAAUACCCUUUUAACGGCAGGAUGUUGUAAAUCUGAACUUAGAUAUCUGAAACACUGAUCUCGUCUUCUUUGUCCCGGUCUUGUGAAACCAAUACUUGGACAUAGUUUCGGCCGAAGAUGGUAUAUGAGGCUUUUCCUUACUUCGAGUACAUGUUUCCUUUAAACUACGAGGCCUUGAAAACACAAUUCUUGCUCGGGUUUUAUUUUUAUUCCAGGAAAGAACUUGAGAGCGCCCUCUAGAGCCUUUUUGAAUUCCUCUCUGCGUCUCUGUCUGUAAAAGCAUCACAUACCGGUAACAUGAAAUCAAAACAUCUAUGAAAAAUUUCAAUGACCGUCUCCUUGCCGAUCGCUCUUGCGGUCGGUGACGUCAGGGGGUAUUGUAUGUUAUCCAAUCACUGCCACAUCCAGAUUUUGGAUUUGUCACACGAUUUGCUGAAUGGUUUUGUGUCAGGCCUUCCUUUCUCUUCUCCCCCUCCCCCCUCCCCCAUCUAAAAUCUCCUCUCCCCUAGCCCCGUAGGAAGGCCUGAUACUCAGGCUAGUAACUCUAGUGGAAUCUACUGAACUUCCCGUUUCAUUUUUCGACUAGACUGCGUCGGACUCCAGGUUUUGUCCACUGGAAUCUGGUCGAGAGUAUUGGACAUAGGUGACUUUUGUCUCUUAUUUUCGCAGGGGAAACGUGUAACGAUAAGGGAGAAGAAGAUCAAAGAUGGAAGGUAACUUAUUGAAAUAAGUCCUUGUUUAGUUUUAUAGGCUAGGGGAAAAGAAAUGUCUUUAUAAAAAUGACUGGACUGCUUGUCAAAAAGUGUUAAAGGAUUUUUUGGUGGGGAGAGGGGGUGGGAGAUGGUUUCCAGGUUAUUUUAUUUUUUUGAAAUAUCGGCUUCAAGUGACGGCAGUGUCUUUAACAAUUUUGUGUCUCCCUGUAGACCUGUAUUCGUAGGCUAAUAUAGGAUAUGCAGUUUGGAAACAUUUACUUCAAACAGUUGUUAGAACUUUGGUCACGAUUGUUCUGAGUUUCCUGACUUAAGCAAAGCACCUUGGGCGUCACAUUUGUGAAGUUGUUUUGUUUUUAUCAACAGGAAGUGCUAAAGUCGGUAGACUCUAAAAUCCUACAAAUUCACCAGGCCCUACCGAAAGACACUUUGUUUUUUGUGAUGUUUGGUUGCGGGGAUUUAUCUCUCGUCACAAGGCAAGUUGUUAUUUUAUGCAAUUUUAGAUAUCGUACAUCCUACCUAGCUACUUUAAAAUGGAAUCUUGAGCCAGUUAGUUAUUACAAUGUUUAG